AUGAAGAUGACUGUGCUCGCCGUGCUCGCGGCCGCCGCCGUCGUCGCGGCGGCCGCGAUCCUGUCCUCGCUGGACGCCCGGAGCGACGUCGCGGUGCUGGAGAUAGGCGGGGACGGCCGCGUGGAGCUGGUCCCCGUGGACGCCGGCGCCGCGGGGCCCGAGAGCCUGGCGUUCGACGGCGGCGGCGGCGGCCCGUACGCGGGCGUGUCGGACGGGCGCGUCCUCCGGUGGGUCCCCGGCGAGCGGCGGUGGGAAGAGCACUCGUCGUCCUGCCCGCCCGAACUGUACGUACGUCUUGCCAGUAGUCCUCCUCUGACCUCUGGUGUCUGA
Molecule: messenger RNA, 330 nt
Organism: Miscanthus lutarioriparius
Lineage: Eukaryota; Viridiplantae; Streptophyta; Magnoliopsida; Poales; Poaceae
Source: the annotation of a GenBank genome assembly